AUGGCGCCUCACUGGCUCUCUGUUGCGGCCGUUCUUCUUCUUCUGGUCGGCCUCUGCGAGGGUGCGCCAGUGACGACUGCCCAGCUCGACCUUACCAGCCAGGUGGCGCUGGGCAACGUAUUCGUGACUUCCACCACCGACCAGGUGGCGCUCAACGUGGGCACCGCCGUCACCGUCUCCGGCACCGGCGCGCUGCCGUUCUACAACAACAGCGGCGUGGCCCUGGCAUGGAACGUGACCGACUUCUUUGGCGCGGUGCGGGCGCAGGGCACGGUCGAGCGCCUGCCCUCCGGCUCGGCCCGUACCGCCGUUCGGCCCUUCGGCCUGUCCACCCGCCCGCCCGCCGGCUAUUUCGUGCUCAACCUGCGCCUGGUGGACCGCAACCACAGCAACGCCCUCCUCCAGUCCAACUUCACCACCUUUGCCGUCUUGUGGCCGGUGCAGAAGCCGCUGGGUGUGAGGUAUGGUGUGGGGGAGCACUACGGCCAGGGCUUCAACCAGGCUAGUAUGCAGCUGCUGGCGAAGGCGGGACUGGGCACGGUGCGGGACAGCAACGGUUGGAGCGCCAACGAGCCGACGACCAGGGGCGUCUACGACUGGUCGAGGAGCGAUGGGUGGAUGGUCAAGCUCAACCAAUCGGGGAUCGACCCGCUCUAUAUCCUGGCCUAUGGGAACGAUCUGUACGACUGGUGGACGGGCGGCGGGUGCGGGGGCAACACCGAGGGGGAUACCAUGCCCUACACGCAGGACGGGCUCGACGGCUUCGCCAACUAUGCCAAGGCGCUGGUCCAGCACUUUGGGACCAACCUCACCAGCAUCGAGGUGUGGAACGAAGUCUAUACGAGCUUCUGGUGCGGCCCGCCCAAUGUGACGGCCAACUUCUCGGUGUGGUACACCAACGUGGCCAAGGCCGUCUACCCCGCCGUCAAGAGCGUCAGGCCCGACGUCAAGGUGCUGGGCGGUGCGGUGGCGUCGGUGGCUCCGGGGUGGUUCGAGAGCCUGUUCAAGCUGGGCGCAAUCAACUACAUGGACGUACUCAGCGUCCACCCGUACUACGUUCUGCCCGAGAACGUGGAGGCCAGUCUGCCCGAGUUGCAGGCCAUCGCCACCAAGUACUCGGCAGUCACCAAGGAGAUUUGGGCCACCGAGUACGGCUGGUCCACCAGCAACGAAAGGGCUCGCUACUCCGUCGCCAAGUACCUUGUUCGCCAGACUCUGGCCCAGGGCCUGUACGGCGUGACCAGGCACUACUGGUACGACGCGGUCGAUGACGCGUGGGAUUCGUUCGGCCUCCUCAAGAACACGGCCUAUCGUGGUCCGCUGGUGCCCAAUCCGGCCUUCGUGGCCUACGCCAACCUGGCGCGCCUGCUGAAUGCGGCCACCUUCCAGAAGCGCGUCAAUCCCGAGCUCGGCCGCCGCGCCUACGUUCUCCUCUUCAAAUCGCCCACAUACGGCCAAGUGCGUGCGCUGUGGACGACGCUGCCCUACGACAACGUGCUCUACCUGCGCGCCAGCAAGCCCCUCACUCUGUUCGACAUCCAGGGCGGCAACACCACCCUCACGCCCGACGCCUCCGGCGCAGUCCGCGUCACGCUCACCGACACGCCGCAGUUCCUCGUCGGCGGGACCACCACGAUGGAGUCCUGGGGCGACAGCCCCUACGCGCCGCUGGCCGACAACGUGUACGACUAUGCCGAGGUGCUGGGAAACAACGGGUGGUACUACGGCCGGUUCGUGACGCCCCUGGUGGGCGCGCCGGCGUCGGCCUACAACCAGUCGGCCUGGUCGCGCCUGUGGCUCAACCGCAACCUGUGGAGCACCUGGUGGCUCCAGUAUGCCUCAAUCUCGGCCACCUCCGUGGCACCCUCCGUAGACACCUCCUCGGGCACACCGCUCAUCAACUGGGCCGUCCUGCGCUACAAGGCCAACGCCACCAUUCCCAACGCUUCCCUCGCAGGCUACUUGGUGCUGGGCGACCAGGACGAGGGAUCGGACGGGGUGGAGGUGCGAGUCUACGUGAACGGGGCGGUCAAGUGGCAGAAGACCCUGGUGCCCGCCGACCACCACUUCUUCCCGACGACGUUCCUGGUCAAGGGCAUCAACCUGGUGCAGGGCCUCAACGUCGACUUCGUGGUCACCCCCGGGCCGGGCACGAACAAGGUGUCGGACGGGGUGACGGCGUACAUCACGGUGGGCGUGCCGCGCGACGCGAGCCAGCGGCCGGCGUGGGUCAUCGCCAGCCAGACCAGCGGCAACGACGCGUCUGGCGCGUCCUCAGGGCUGGGCCGAUCGCUGGUGCGUGCUGUGUGCGAUUACGCCACGAAGAGAGCUUGA
This is a messenger RNA of Acanthamoeba castellanii str. Neff, 2334 nucleotides long. RefSeq lists its product as uncharacterized. Bases 1 to 2334 code for a protein of 777 amino acids. Gene Ontology annotation, molecular function: hydrolase activity, hydrolyzing O-glycosyl compounds. The record is from RefSeq and is a predicted model, not a curated record. Lineage: Eukaryota; Discosea; Longamoebia; Acanthamoebidae. The transcript is spliced from 9 exons.